Tigriopus californicus is the source of this 2294-nucleotide messenger RNA. Its product is annotated as organic cation transporter protein-like. Gene Ontology annotation, molecular function: transmembrane transporter activity. The transcript is spliced from 2 exons. Gene Ontology annotation, biological process: transmembrane transport. The record is from RefSeq and is a predicted model, not a curated record. Gene Ontology annotation, cellular component: membrane. NCBI's taxonomy places the organism in Eukaryota, Metazoa, Arthropoda, Copepoda, Harpacticoida, Harpacticidae. Bases 480 to 2156 code for a protein of 558 amino acids.
CUCACACCACGGUCUCAUCCAAGAGUGACAAGCUCCAACUAAAUCACUUGUUGAUUUGGAUGUUUGGCCGGUAAGCAACUACGCUUUGGCUUUGGAUUUCUGAAGUGGGAGGAUUUCUCUCGGUGAACCAACCCUCUUUCCACUUAAGCCAGUUAUCCGUCGAUCGGUUCUGUGAGCAAUUCUGACCUAAUAAGUGGACUACACUCGGUAGGGCCAUGAUGCGAGCCCAAAAGUCUUCUGACAAGCCGUUGAAGUUUUAUCCACUUACAGUUUUUCUUCCUUUUACAAGCGGUUUAUAGUUUCAAUCAGAGACUAAAUACAAGAGACACAGUCCGGAAUAAUUUGUUAGCUGUGAUUCAUCUCUAAACGGUGUUGCAGUGUUGGUCUCCAUGUGCCCUUGGACUGUGUCCUAAAGCUGUGAAGAACACAAUCCGUGUAAGAGUACAAACAAAAAUCCAAAGGAGUGCAACGAUCUAAUCAUGACGGUUAAAAAGCUGGUUCCACCUCCGGAUCCAUUGAUCCGGAUCAUUGGCGAUGUGGGACGCUUCCAGUUGACCUUGUUCUUCAUCACAGGGCUAUCCAUAGUGAUCCAUUCGUGGGCCAUGUUGGCCAAUAAGUGGAUCGCAUAUCCAGUAGAUUUUUGGUGCGAGAAACCUGAAUAUCUUGUGGAAGUGGAACCAAAGAAUUGGGUCGAUAUCUAUGCUCCAUAUGCCAAAGGCUACACACCCACAGAGCGAUCCACGAAGCUUAUCGAUGAAAUGGAAAAUGGCAUUUUGGAGACCAUAGCGUUACCGAUUGGGGACAAAUAUGAUCGAUGUCGGAUCUUUGAAAUGGAUUACUACAUUGGACGGCCCAAUCGAACUGAAAAUCUAGCUCGAAAAUGCAUGGAAUUUGAGUACGACAGCUCUGCAUAUCAGAACACCAUCACGGAGAGGUUCGGGUUAAUUUGCGAGUAUCAAACCUACCCGAGACUAGGCCAGUCCAUCUUUUUCGCCGGCACAUUUUUUGGCGUGUUCACCAGCGGAUAUCUGUCCGACCAUUUUGGCCGGAUGAAGGCCUACAGGUUAUUUCUGUUCUUGUGGGUGGUUUUCGGCAUUGCCGGUGCCUUUGCCCCCGACUUUUGGUCCUGGUCAUUAUUCAGAUUCAUCUGCGGAGGAGCCAGUAUCGCCUUUAACACGUGUCAAACCGUGUAUUGCGUGGAGUUGGCCGGAUUCCGAUGGCGUUCUUAUACAAACUCCUUCUUCAGAGCUUUUCCAUUUGCUUUGGGGCACGUCACAUUGGGACUAUUGGUGUAUCUGAUUCCUAAUAUGGUCCAUUUAGAGAUCUUCAUUGGAUGCUCCGGCAUUCCAUUUCUGAUCAUCUCCUUUUUUCUGCCUGAAUCUCCCAAAUGGCUUCUGGUUAAUGGUCGCUACGACGAAGCGAUCACCAUAAUUGAAAGGGCCUGCAAAGUCAAUGGGAUCGUCCCGAAGCAAGAGGACUUGGACGCCCUCAAAGAGAUCCAUGACGAAACUGGGGACACGGGCAAGACUUGGUUGUUGUUCAAACAUCCGGGAAUUCGUCGAAAUAUGAUUAUCAUGAACUAUUGCUGGUUCUGCUUCAGUAUGGCGUAUUUCGGCCUUAUCUACAACACACCGGCUUUUGACUUGGAUCCAAUUUUAGUGUUCGUUAUCCCGGCUAUUUUGGACUUUCCAGUGGUCCUUUCUUACCCAUUUUUUGAGAACUCGUUUGGUCGAAAGGCCAUGUUAACAGGCAGUCUUUUGGUAGCCGGAUUUUUUCUUCUAAUGACCAUCACAGUUCCAGCUGGCUGGCCAGUGAUCAUCCUCUCCACAAUUGGCCUCAAAGCAGCGGGUACAGCCUUCGAUGGAGGCUACUGCUUCACACGAGAACUGGCCCCGACAUUCCUUCGAGGUUCAGCAUUAAGUUUAGUAUCGGGUUCGGCCCGAUUAGGCUCAGUUUUGUCCCCUCUGGUGGCUUCGAUACACAUUGAUGGAUCUCUCAAUGUGAUUUUGCCGGUUUUGAUUUAUGGUGGUCUUACCAUGAUUGCAGCCAUUACUAGCGUUUGGUUGUGGCCAGAGACACUCAAUACAACCUUACCCGAUAAUCUCGAGGAGGCGGAGACACAAGCCAAUACUCGAAACCGGUGGACUUAUUGUUAGUUUUGGCCGGGAAAGUUACAAUAUCUUGAAAAUUUCAUAGAGCAUGAUUUUCGUUACCUAAUGCAAUGGCCAACACCGACUUCCUCAAGAUUGAUCUAAAAUCGCCACUUAUCGUCAAUAUAUAUGUAUUUUCUUUAU